Messenger RNA from Strongylocentrotus purpuratus (purple sea urchin), 2745 nucleotides. Its product is annotated as peroxisomal membrane protein PEX13. Lineage: Eukaryota; Metazoa; Echinodermata; Echinoidea; Camarodonta; Strongylocentrotidae. Gene Ontology annotation, molecular function: protein binding. Gene Ontology annotation, biological process: protein import into peroxisome matrix, docking. The transcript is spliced from 4 exons. Gene Ontology annotation, cellular component: peroxisomal membrane; peroxisomal importomer complex; peroxisome. The coding region runs from base 28 to 1542 and encodes 504 amino acids. The record is from RefSeq and is a predicted model, not a curated record.
ACUUUGAUUUUGAAGCGAUUAAGCAAGAUGGCAGCUCCGCCGAAACCGUGGGAAAGAAAUCGACAAGGCUCACUAAACACUUCUUUAGGCCUUCCCGUUGAUGAAACAACAGUUAACCAGCAUGUCAACCAGAGAUCAACCACUGGCUUACCACCAAACACCCACAGGAACUACCACUCUACAGCACCUACGCGGGGGCCAGCCCCACCACUCCCCACCCGACCCAGUCAACAAAGCUCCCUCAUGUCAGGCAGCAUGGUGAAUCGCUACGGAGGGUCGUACGGAGGGUCGUACGGAGGGAUGGGGAUGGGCUCGUACGGCGGAGGGAUGGGGAUGGGAUCGUACGGUGGAGGAAUGGGAAUGGGAUCGUACGGCGGAGGGAUGUAUGGUGGAUACGGAGGAGGCAUGGGGGGCGGGAUGGGGUACGGACGAGGGAUGGGCGCGGAGCCGUUCAGUCGGUUCGUUCAGCAAGCCGAAGAGAGCAGCAGACCUGCGUUCCAAUCGAUUGAGAGUAUCGUCCAAGCCUUCGCAUCGGUCAGCAUGAUGCUCGAAUCCACCUUCCAUACCGUCUACAAUAGCUUCAGAGCUGUCUUGGGCGUCGCCGAACACUUCUCCCGUCUGAAGAUCCAUCUUGCCAAGAUCUUCUCUGCCAUAGCCCUCUUCAGGUUCCUCAGGUACAUCUACAGGAAGUUAUUGGUUCUGGUAGGGUUAAGGACUCAGGAGUUUGCAGAGGAGAUUUGGUUGGAAGCAGAGAGCCAAGCAGCGGAAGGGGCGCUGUCGUUGAUGCCGUCGGGAGGGAAGCAGCAGAAGAAAGCGCCAUCGUGGCCCAUCUUCAUGUUCUUUGCUGUCGUAGUCGGAGGUCCUUACAUCAUCUGGAAACUGCUGUCUUCAAGUGAAGAAGAAGAGCCAGAGAGUUCCCCUGAGUGGGCCACUGGAGAAGAAGAUCAUGUGGUGGCUAGAGCAGAGUAUGACUUUGAUGGUGAUGCAGAGAAAGAGCUCUCCUUCCACAGUGGGGACAUUCUCAAUCUGGCUCCUAAAGACCAGCAACCCAGGGUUCGCGGCUGGUUAUUGGCCAGCAAAGGUGGGGAGAAGAUUGGACUUGUCCCCGCCAACUAUGUCAAGAUCUUGGGAAAGCGCAGAGGACAGAAGUACGCCCCCAACGAACAGCAGGGAAAUCCCCUAACAUCGAACCAGUCGAUGCCCCUCUUACCAGCAUCUGACCCACCAUCCGUCCCAGCCUCAGCCUCAGGUUCGACUAAAGCGAUGACUGCGAGUGGCCUUCGGGAUAACCAAAGUGCCACUGACUUUGGACAAGCCUUCGGUGCAUCUGCAACUCCUGGUGAUGUAGAGAGCGGUUUUCUGCCAGGAGGGGGCAGAGCUCCGAGCUGGGGGAAGAUUUUGUGUUCAGGUCGGACAAUGCGAACAAUUCAAACUCUUCAUUCGCAGAUGGUCGUCAGGAGGACUUUACCGGGUUUGACAAUACUUUCAUGUCUGAGACAGAGGCUAGGGUACCUGGAGCAGCAGAAAAACAGUGAUAGUUAAUGUAAUGUGACAACUUCAAUACCAUGGGCAAAGCAUUGUGCCACACACAUGUAUCAGGGAUGCCAGUUUUCAGGCAAUUGCCUGAAUUCAGGCCCUGGCGAGUUAUUUCCAGACCAUAUUUUAGGCUUUUUUGUGUACAAAUAGCUCAUUCUAGGUGAUUUUCAGCCCUCUGAUCAAUUCUACCUGGUAUCACUGAUAUAUUCAUUUCUGUCAUUGUCAUGUCAUAUGUCCUCAUAGCAUUGGUAGCUUGUUUGGUCGCAAUCAUGUUUUGUCCUUGUAUAUGAUGGAAUGAUCUGCUGGGAGUUAGAAGGCACGGCUUGACAAUGACCGACACCCGCAUCGCGUCUUAUUUUUUCGUACCAGAGCGAGCCCAGAUUGCGCACAUGGCAGCCGUUAAGAGUUAGUAAUAGGGUUAUAAUAAUCAUGCAAACCCACCUUUCAUCAACCCAUCGUUAGCUCAAUCAGAAAGGACAGCGUGAUAGAACAUUGGAGUCGUGGGUUCGAAUCCCAGUAUUUUUUCAGUUUUAUUUUUUGCCUUUAGAAAUAGUGGGCAAAGCAAUAAAUAAAUAAUCAGAGUCUAAAUAUUUGUGACCUCUUUCAAAGCUUUUGUAGCUUGUUAUGUAUGGAAAAUAAUUUCAUACUGGAUUCUGGGCUCACUUGGGUAGUAAAGAAUAAGAUGCGUCCGGCACACAUGGACGUCCAUAUUAUUAGUCCUGACCCCACAAAUUUUGAAAUUUUCACAAAGUUUUAGGGCUCACUUUAUAUUUUCACAAGUGUUAGCAUAAAUGCUGAAUAUUUAGACAGGAUACCGGUAUUCAUAUACAUGUACUGGAAGCCUGAAAACGUAUUACCUGGCAUACAUUGUAUCUACCUUGGGACUUAACUUUUCCCCAAAUAUUGCAACUCUAAUUUGUGCUCAAGUGUCUUUGGUUCUUGGUUUUAAUUAUUGAUUUGAAAUAGUGAUUUUAAUGUCUAACUAUUAAAUGGCAGUCAUGGUGUUAUAAUGCAUGAUGAUUUUGUGACAUUUCUUUCCAUACAGCAGGAAAAACAUUCUAGGUGCUAAAUCCCAGUCACUAAAAUACCUGUAAGAGUCAUUUGACAUACUUUCAACAUGGGUUCUUAAAGGCAUUGUUUUUAACAAUGUUUCCAGUUUUACAAAUCUGUGAUGCAGGGCCUUAUGUGUUAUCAGUGUCUGAUAUGGUG